AAGAUUAUCAAAUUAUAAUUAUAAAUCAAAAUCAAAAUCAAAAUCAAAAUAUUAGAUUUAAACCCUAAAUCUCUUUCUUCCUCAAUUCUCUUCUCAUCUAACUCUUCUCCUCUUUUAAAUCUUCAGCAUAUUAAUGGAUGGGCAUGUGAAGAAGAAACUCACUUGUGUUUUCAAAAGCUUCAGUUUGCAAGAUGACGAGUGCCACUACUCUCUUCCCUUCAAGGUCGCCGACUGUGAUUGGCGUCUUGUUGCUUUUCGCAAAAGAGAUACGGAUGGUGGCUACUUGUCCAUGUAUCUGGAACUUGCGCCUGGAACGUUGCCACCAAGAUGGAGAAGAGACGUGGAGUUUAGUCUCACUCUUGUGAAACAGGGUUUUGGUAAUUCGAACAAAACAUCAGGGCAAGGCUGUUUCGAUGCGGAGAAUAACAGUUGGGGCUUUGAAGAGUUCUUGCCUCUUUCAAAACUUUCGGGACAUCUGGUGGAUUAUAACCUCACCAUUAUCACUGAACUAGACGUUAUGCCAGCUAUCGUGUUACCAGAGGAACCUGUGAAGGAGACAACGGAUGUCAACGGGUUUGAGGUUUUGUCUUGUCAGGUAGAAUCUGUGAAGCGUAUAUUUGAAAGACAUCCAGACAUUGCUGAGGAGUUUUACGCAAAAAACCAACAUCUCAGGAAUGCAUGUAUGACUUUCCUGCUAAGCUUAGUGGAGACGUUAUGCCAGUCGCUUGAGAAGCUCUCUAAUGAAGAUCUUGUGGAAGCAGACAUUGCUUUGACAUACUUGAAAGAUGCAGGGUUUAAAGUGGAUUGGCUGGAGAAGAAGCUAGACCAACUAAAAGACAAAAAGGAGAAAGAGAAGUCUUGUUUGGCUCGACUCCAAGAAAUUGAAGAACAUCUACAGAAACUGAAGCAAAAGUGUUCACAGCUGGAUGCUCUUGCGGAUGAUGAGAAGACAGACUUGUCAGCUACAAGAACUGCUCUGUCUUUCGAUGAUAUUGUUUGAUUUAUUAGGAAUUUUGGUGCUCUGAUAUCUUAUAUUAUCCAUUGGUUUCUAAGUAGGAGGUCUUCUUGUAACUAUGACAUUCUGUUGUAAAAUUUAUUGCCACAACGUUUUUGA
Messenger RNA from Brassica oleracea var. oleracea, 1114 nucleotides. RefSeq names its product MATH domain and coiled-coil domain-containing protein At3g58410-like. The record is from RefSeq and is a predicted model, not a curated record. Gene Ontology annotation, molecular function: protein binding. Lineage: Eukaryota; Viridiplantae; Streptophyta; Magnoliopsida; Brassicales; Brassicaceae. The transcript has 4 exons. The coding region runs from base 134 to 1000 and encodes 288 amino acids.